AUGUCGACUCCGGCCGCAAACUUGGGAGACUUCCUUCGAGUAUUGAUGGCAGUGCAGGCUGUGAUCCUGACAUUGCAAGUCUCGCUCUCAGAUGUCGUCAAGCAGCAAAUUGUCGACGCGUACAAAACCGAUGCAUUCUGCCAGGAAGCCCUGAACAACAUCGCGUCGGUCACAUCGGAGUUCAAGAUUAUUGAUGCAUUGCUGUAUUUACGGGGCCGGCUUGUCAUUCCACUACUAGCCCCUGUCAGGAUGACAGCGCGUACUCGAAGGAAGCCCCCCAAGGCUAUGUGCGGGUAG
Molecule: messenger RNA, 297 nt
Organism: Microbotryum saponariae
Lineage: Eukaryota; Fungi; Basidiomycota; Microbotryomycetes; Microbotryales; Microbotryaceae
Source: the annotation of a GenBank genome assembly